UAAAAUAAAUAUUCCUUUUCUCCGACAUGAUAAUAAUUUUAAAACUAUUGUUAAGUAGCGGAAUAAUUUUUACCGCUGCGACGGUUCUCAUUCCUAAUGAAUUUCGAUGCUAUCAACCAUCAAAAUAUGUGAAACCAAUACAUUACGAUAUCAAGCUUACAUCACAAAUUGAAAGUAAUAUUUUCUAUGGAGAAUACAAUAUCAGCAUAAACAUUCUUAACAAAAUGCAACACAUAUAUUUACAGUCAGAAAAUUUAUGUAUUAACAACAUAGUUUUAUUUACAAAUAUUGGAAAAAAUCAUGAGAAUGAUAAAGAUACAGUAUAUAAACCGUCAUAUAAUAGUAGUGGAGACACAAUUAAUAUUGUCUUUGGAGAUGAAUUAUCACCAGGAAAUUAUAUUUUAAAUAUAAAAUAUUUUGGUACAGUUGAUAAAAGCUUCAGAAGUUUGAACGUGCCAAACAAAUCAAUUUGGAUAGCUGCUCUACAUUUCCAGAUAAUAGACUUCCCACAAAUAAUUGAUUGUUGGAAUACCCAACAUCUAUUAGAAACAACCUUUAGCAUAUCUAUAGGUUGUAAACUAUGCACGGCUUUGUCAAAUAUGCCAUUGCGAAAUACGGAAAUUAUUAAGAAAAAUAUGUUUUGGACACACUUUCAUACCACACCUGCAAUGUCGCCUUAUCUCGUAACAAUGCUGGUGUCUAAUGAGCUAACCAUGGAUAAAAACAGACCUCGAAAAAUUAAAAUAUGGUGCAGGAUCGAAACUGCACUUGACAUAAAAUUUGCAGAAAAUAUAGUUGGUCAUAUUACGUCAAAUUUUGAAAGUCAUUGGAAAUAUUCGAACAAUACUUCGCACGUCACUCAUGCUGCAAUUCCAAAUUUCCAUGACAACGGCAUCAUGGUUUUCGGACUUGUUCUUUAUAGGGAAACAGAUAUCAUCUACGAUAAAAAAUUAUAUCCUGUUGCUCACGAAAUUCAAGUAAUUCAAUUAGUAGGACAUAAAGUGGCACAGCAAUGGUUUUAUGAUAUGAACAAUCCGUUUAAUUCGACUGUUUGGUUUAAUCAAUAUCUUACCACAUUUCUUGCAAUAGAUGCUGUCGAUAAGAUUUAUACAGAAUAUCGAAUAAUGAAUUUAUUUGUUGUUCAAAAUCAACAUAAUUCUUUUUCUUUGGAUGGUGAUUAUCAUAUAUGGAAUUCUCCUAUACAAGACGACAAAUUCUUAUUAAAAAUUCGCGAAUCUAUCAGGGCACCUUUUAUACUGCGCAUGAUGCUACACGCUUUCACCGAAGAAAUAUUUUGGAAAACCGUUCGCACACACUAUGUAUUUAGCAAGCGAAGUAUGGGUCACUUUCUGGAAGAAAUUAUUACUGCUGUAAAAGAACAUAGUGCUAUGGAUAUAAUCAAUAAGUGGUAUAUGGAAAAGCAUUGUCCUAUUAUAAAAAUAAUACGAGAUCGUAAAGUUAAUAAUACGGAUAUUGUGACCGAAGUAAAUGUAUCGAUACAAUAUACCGACACAUUAAGCGUUUAUUGCGUUUUUGUAACUUUUACUACGCAAACGUUUUCCGAUUUUAACAAUUUUACUCAUCAUAAGGUAUGCACAGAAAAGGAUUUGAAAUUAUCAUUAAGAUUUGAAGAAACUGGUUGGAUAAUAUUCAAUCUACAACAAAUUGGAUAUUAUCGCGUUAACUAUGAUGUAUGGAAUUGGCGAAAAAUUUCAUAUUAUCUAAACUCCGAUAAUUACACAAAAAUUCAUGUUCUUAAUCGUGCUCAAAUGAUCGAUGAUGCAUUUCAUUUAAUGAUAGGAGGCCAACUCGAUUCAUAUGUAUUCUGGGAUAUCAUAAAGUAUAUGCAUCGAGAAGAAGAUUAUAUAGCUUGGUAUCCUAUGUUUAAAGCUCUGGAAUAUUUGUCCAAUGCUUUUAUAGUGUUGAAAGAAAACAUUGAGAAGUUUACGGAAACAAUAAGCGAUAUAUUGACGAAUGUACUUAAAAAAAUCAAAUACAAAGAAAUUGAUGAUACAGACAAACUUAGAAUUUGUUUACGACAAGAAGCUGCAAAAUGCAUGUUUUUUGAUGACAUCACUUGUAAAGAAGAAGCCAACAAGAAAUUAAAACAACAUCUCCAAGAUCCUAUAAAACACAAACUUUUGCCGUGGUGGAACGAAUGGACAUAUUGUACGGGUUUGAUGAUAACGACUAAAAACGAGCCCACUUGGAAAUCAGUGUUUGAUAAAGGAGUGAAUAAAUCUGACACUAAAUUUUUGAAAUAUUUGGCUUGCCCUGAAGAUACUAAUGUCAUCAUCCAUUAUUUAGAAAAUAAACAAUACCAUUCUAUAAAACGAAAAUAUCAAUUUGAUGUUAACAGUUUCUUACAUAUUAUUACGAAGCAUGCAAAGAAUUCAACUAUACUGAAAUAUAUAUUAGAUUAUUUUAACGAAAUAAAACCAAAGGAGGUUGAUAUAAUUGCAGCAUUAACUAUUAUUAUUAAUAACGUAUAUUCCAAAAUUUUAACUAUGCAAAUAUUAGAGAAUGUUAGAGAUAUUUUAGACACUCACGUAGUUGAAAUGAAUAACGCAAAAAAUUUAUUUAAAAGACUUCAAAUAAAAGAGACAAGUAACAAUUUGAGUGAUAAGACUAAUUUAAAUUUCAAGUUUUAUAACAAAAUGGUCCAAAAGAUAUCAAUUCGCAACAAUCAAAUCGACAGACAGAAACAUUAUUUUCAAUAUUUUCUCCUCUAAUCGGUGGGUGUAAAAGAAUAUCAGCUUUGCAUGGACAUACUUCAUGUGAAUAAUGUUUUUAUAUUGUACGUAGUAUUUCUUUUAAUGCUUUAAUUAUUGUUUAUUUGGAUGUAUUACUAUUCGAUGCCUUUGUAUUUACAAAACUUUAUGCCUGCAUGUAUCACGUUUUUUAUUUUUUUGCAAACGUGCAUAAAGUAGUUGAAUAUAUAUUAUUACCUGUGUAAUUACAACAAAGA
Nylanderia fulva is the source of this 2968-nucleotide messenger RNA. NCBI's taxonomy places the organism in Eukaryota, Metazoa, Arthropoda, Insecta, Hymenoptera, Formicidae. The record is from RefSeq and is a predicted model, not a curated record.